Molecule: messenger RNA, 660 nt
Organism: Nicotiana attenuata
Lineage: Eukaryota; Viridiplantae; Streptophyta; Magnoliopsida; Solanales; Solanaceae
Exons: 3
Coding region: 1-660 (219 amino acids)
Source: RefSeq, a predicted model, not a curated record
AUGUGUACUGUCACGUGUUUAAUUGCAUUUGCUGUCAAGCAUAAUUGGUCUUUAUUUCAAUUAGAUGUUAACAACGCAUUUUUGCAUAGGGACUUGGAUGAAGAGGCUUCACGGAAGUGGUAUGCCAAGCUGUCUCAGGCCCUUUGCUCUAGAGGUUAUACACAUUCUCUAAAUGACUAUUCUCACUUUAUUAGAAAAACUACUCUUUCUGUUGUCUCUCUUGUUGUAUAUGUGGAUGAUAUCAUUCUCACUGGGGAUGAUUUGGAUGAAAUAAUUGUCUUGAAAAGUUUUUUGGAUGCUGAAUUCAAAAUCAAAGACUUGGGCCUCCUGAAUUAUUUCCUUUUGUUUUUCUCUCUUGAUUUGUCUACUAAAUUGAAGUCUGAUGUUGGGAAUCUUCUCCCUAGGCCUGAUUCUUAUAGAAGUCUUAUUGGAAAACUUAACUUCCUUAACCAUACUAGGUCGGACUUGUGUUUUGCGGUCCAACACCUUAGUCCGUUUCUUAAAACUCCUAGAGCUCCUCAUAUGGCUGCUGCGUUGCAUGUCUUACGGUAUCUGAAGGGUACUGCACAUGCUGGGGGAUUUCUGAAUAAUACUCCUGACCUCUCUUUGUUUGGCUAUUGCGAUAGCAAUUGGGCUUCCUGCCCCGACUCUCGCCGUUGA